AUGAGCAGCAUCCUCGGUCUGGAGCCCCUACCCGAUCGCCAGUCGUGGGAAAAAUCCUUGGGUGAGUUCCUGGAGAUUGUGGUCGGUUCCAAUCCGGACAAGAUUUUCGUCGAGAUCGCCGGACAGCGAAUCACCUAUUCCGACUUCUAUCGCCGCUGCCGCUCGGCGGCAACCAUGUUCCGCGAUUUGGGUAUCGGCCACGGCGACCGGGUUUGCCUGUUUCUGCCCAACGUGCCCGAGGUGUUGUACACGUGGUUCGGCUUGGCCCUGAUCGGUGGCAUUGCCGUCACCAUCAACACCGCCUACCGGCGCGAUGAGAUGGCCUUCAUCCUCAAUAACGCGGAGGCCUCCACCCUCGUAGCCCACGAAAGCCUGCUCGACGUGGCGACUCAGGCUGCCGAUAUUGCCCCCUGCGUCCGUCAUCGGCUCUUCGUGGGGAGCGAUGCCGCGCCGUCAGGGUGGGGUGGAUACUCCGACCUGCUGGCCGCCUCUCCUGAGAUCGCCGAACUUCCGCCGGUGGCUCCCACUGACAUCUCGAUGCUCCAGUACACCUCCGGCACCACGGGCAACCCCAAGGGCGUCCAGGUCACCCAUCAGAUGUACGUUUCCGCCGGACAGGGUUUCGCCCUCUGGACCCAAGCCACACCCGACGACCGCUUUUUCACCUGUCUCCCCUACUUCCACGCCAACGCCCAGUACUACAGCACCAUGGGCACCCUGGCCUCCGGCGCCACCCUGGUGGUGCAGGACCGUUUCAGCGCCUCGCGUUUUUGGAAUCAGGUGCGCGACGCCCGCGCUACCGUGGUCAAUUUCAUCGGCAUGAUGAUGCCUGUCCUGUCGAAAAACGAUCCUCAGCCCGACGACACCGACAACACCGUUCGAUUGUUCUACGGCUCUCCGUCCUUCUCCCCGGCAUUCCUCUCCGGGUUCGAGCAGCGCUUCGGCACCGACAUCAUCGUCGGUUUCGGAAUGACCGAGACCUGCUACGGCACCAUCGAGACCAUCCGAGGCGAACGCCGUCCCAACUCGUCCGGCCAGCCUCGCCAGCAUCCCGACGCCGCUUUCGAAAACACGGUGCGCAUCGUUGACGACCGGGGCGUUGCCGUCGCCAACGGUCAGCCCGGCGAAAUUACGAUCCGCAACCCGGCAACCAUGGCCGGUUACUGGCGCAACGAGACCGAGACCAACGCCUCCCUACGGGGCGGCUGGCUUUUCACCGGCGACCUUGGUUGGCUCGACGACGACGGCUAUCUGUAUUUCGUCGACCGCAAGAAGGACGUCAUCCGUCGCCGGGGCGAGAACAUCUCCUCUCAGGAAGUCGAGGACGUGAUCAAAAGCCACGAAAGCGUGUUGGACUGCGCCAUCAUCGCCGUCCCGUCGGACCUCGGCGAGGACGAAGUCAAAGCCUAUAUCACGCCGCGGCCCGGCGCGUCGCCUCAGCCCGAGGACGUCAUCUACUGGUGCGCCGACCGCCUGGCCUACUUCAAGGUUCCCCGUUACAUCGAAAUCCGCGACGAACUUCCCCGAACCCCGAGCCUGCGGGUCCGAAAAGACGUCCUGCGUCAGGAGCGCGAGGACCUGAUCUCGGGUUGCUUCGACCGCGAAGCUGCCGGUAUCCAAAUCCGGAGAUGA
Messenger RNA from Geodia barretti, 1632 nucleotides. The record is from the annotation of a GenBank genome assembly. NCBI's taxonomy places the organism in Eukaryota, Metazoa, Porifera, Demospongiae, Tetractinellida, Geodiidae.